AUGGUUACAUUUACGUCUCCUUCCGGGCCAGUACCCGCCAAAAACUCAUACCGGAAGGAGUUGGCAAGGUUGAGGCAAUCCAAGCCCCUCAGCAAGGUACUCGUUCAUGAGUGUGUCAAGAGUCUAUUGCCACAAGAGCCGGUGUAUAUCGUGGCUGUACGGUAUUGGUCUUCUCUUAAUCAGAAAGACCAAUCUUACCUCGCCAAGGCGUUAGGGCCCGACGAGGACUUCUUGUAUAUCGAUGAGCAUCUCAAUUUGGCCAUGGAGCGAACAGAAUCCGGUAGGAUCGAUUUCAAUUUCGAGGAGUUGGUUUCUGUGGGCGUGCUUAAACCUCUGAAUGCUCAUACAGACUCGAAUGACUCUAUGAGCUCGAAUGACUCUGCGAACUCGGACGACGCUGCGAACUCGGACGACUCUACUUCUGGUGAUGCGGCUGUUAAAGAAGCGUCUGGAGAAAUCCACUCCAACCUCUAUUAUCAUCACCCUUUUCAGUUCCCCCCCGGACCUCCUUCUUUUCACUUUCACCCCGGACCUCCAUCUUUUCAGUUUGCCCCCGGACCUCCUCCUUUGGGUACUAAUCUUGCCCCUCCACCUAUUUCUUGGGACGCUGCCCCUUCCCCUCCUUCAAGUAAUUCAGACCUCCCUGAGGCAAGUCCGGACAAGGCGCCUGCUGGCGGAAACUUUUUUGGACAAAAGAAGCAGGCGGCUCUUUGGAAGUCAAGUUCUAGCGUUAGUGCUGAAAACCCCGGUAAGACGGAAACUGUCGCAUCCUGA
Molecule: messenger RNA, 774 nt
Organism: Clonostachys byssicola
Lineage: Eukaryota; Fungi; Ascomycota; Sordariomycetes; Hypocreales; Bionectriaceae
Source: the annotation of a GenBank genome assembly